This is a messenger RNA of Notechis scutatus (mainland tiger snake), 657 nucleotides long. Lineage: Eukaryota; Metazoa; Chordata; Lepidosauria; Squamata; Elapidae. The record is from RefSeq and is a predicted model, not a curated record.
AUGUUGGCUUUCUGCCUCUGGGUGGCCCUGCUUUGCCCGGGCGUUUGGGGCGCCACCCCCCCGAAGGCGCGCAAAGCCCGGGAAGAGCCGGGAGGCGUCGGGGAGCCGUGGUGCCCUUACAAGGUGCUGAGCGAUGACGGGCCGGGACGGCUGUGCUUCCGCAGCCCGGCGCGGGGUUUCCAGUGCGCUCCGGAGCGCUGCACGGCUCAUCGCUCGCCCGGCCGCGCCUUGCUGGCCAACGUGCUCCGCAACGGCAGCGUCCUGCUGCAGUGGGCCUGGCCGGCCGAGCGGCUGGCUCCGCUGCGCGGCUUCGCGCUCUCCUGCUCGUGGGAAGGCGCCUACACGCGUUUCCAGUGCGACAGCGUGCGGCUGGGCACCGCCUGCCGGGAUUACUUGCUCGCUGAGCCGCACGGCAGCGUCCGCUACCGCCUCUGCCUGCAGCCCCUCUUGGCCGACGCCAACCGCAGCAGCGGCGGCGGCGGGGCCGAGCCAGCCGAGUGCGUGGAAUUCACCGUGGAGCCGGCCGGCAUGCGGGACAUCGUGGUCGCCAUGACGGCCGUCGGGGGCUCCAUCUGCGUCAUGCUGGUCCUCAUCUGCCUCCUGGUGGCUUACCUGACCGAGAACCUCACGCCCGCUUCGGCCAAGCGGGGCAACUGA